GAGAGGAGAUGCUGCUGCGCAGCAGCGAGGAAGGAGCUCAGAACCGACACAUCUCCGAGCUGCGAUGGGCAGGAGCACCGCCACGCCGAGCAGCAGCCCGAGCAGCAGCCCCCCGACCCCCGCCGGAGACCAGGCUCUCCCCGGCCGGCGCUGAGGAUGAUCCCGGAGCUGCUGAGCUCCGCCGUGGCCGCGGGGCUCCACGUGAACACGCUGCACGCAGACUUCUGCUACGAUGACAGCCGAGCCAUCAAGACCAACCAGGACCUCCUCCACGAGACGCCCUGGACCAACAUCCUGUUUGACGACUUCUGGGGAACCGUCCUCACGCACAGCGGCAGCCACAAGUCCUUCCGGCCGCUCUGCACGCUGUCCUUCCGCCUCAACUACAGCCUGCACGGCCUGCGGCCCUGGGGCUACCACCUGCUCAACGUGCUGCUGCACGGCCUGGUCACCGGCCUGGUCACGGCCCUGGCCCGCCCGCUGCUGGGGGGCGGCCCCUGGAGCCUCCUGGCGGGGCUGCUGUUCGCCUCCCACCCGGUGCACACGGAGGCGGUGGCCGGCGUGGUGGGGAGGGCGGACGUCGGCGCCGCUCUGUUUUUCCUGCUGUCCCUCAUGUGCUACGUGAGACACUGCAGACUCCGGGGGGGUCGACGCGGCGGCGGCGGCGGGGACUCGGGCGCACGGUGCUGGGCCUGGAUGCUGGGCUGCCUGGGCUGCGCCGCCGCCAGCAUGCUGUGGAAGGAGACGGGCGUCACGGUGCUGGCGGUGGCGGCCGCGUACGACCUCUUCGUGUUCCAGAGACUCCGGCUCCGCCAGGCGCUGCUGCUGCUGGGAAAGAGGAAGAGCGUGAGUGUUCUGCUGAGUCUGCUGGUCCUGUUGUCCUGGGGGGUCGUCCUUCUCUCGGCUCGUCUCUACUGGAUGGGCAACAAGCCUCCCAACUUCUCCAACUCCGACAACCCGGCGGCCGACGCGCCGCAGCUGCUCACGCGGACGCUGACGUUCCUGUACCUGCCGGCCGCCAACGCGUGGCUGCUGCUGUGCCCCGACCGGCUGAGCUUCGACUGGUCCAUGGACGCCGUGCCGCUGGUCCGAUCCCUGGCCGACUGGAGGAACCUCCACUCCGCCGCCUUCUACGCCGGCUUCCUCCUGCUGGCCGCCUUCGGCCUCCGCGGGGCCAAAGCCAAGGACGGCAACGGACGAGCCCACGUCGCCAACGGGAAGUCCGUCACCAACGGCAACGGCUGCCACGCCCCCGACGCCAACCACAACACGGAGGAGGGGCCGCCCAAGCCGAAGCCGGCCCUGAACGGCUCAGCCGGGCUCCACCACGGCCCCCCGCCCACCUCCCUGCCCCCCACGGAGAACCUGGUCCUGUUCUCGCUGGGCGUCCUGGCCCUGCCGUUCCUCCCGGCCACCAACCUGUUCUUCUACGUGGGCUUCGUCAUCGCCGAGAGGGUUCUGUACAUCCCCAGCAUCGGCUUCUGCCUCCUGGUGGCCGCCGGCGCGCGGAGCCUGUACGUCCGGCUGAGGACUCGGGGCCGCAGGGCCGUGCUGGGGGGGCUCUGCGCCGGGCUGGUGCUGCUCAACGGGCUCAGGACCGUCCAGAGGAACGGAGACUGGAGCAACGAGGAGAAUCUCUACAAGUCUGGGAUUAACGUGAACCCUGCAAAAGCCUGGGGAAACCUGGGGAACGUCCUGAAGAACCAGGGGAAGAUGGCGGAGGCGGAGAAGGCGUACAGGAACGCGCUGCACUACCGAGGGAACAUGGCCGACAUGCUGUACAACCUGGGUCUGCUGCUGCAGGAGAACGAGCGUUUCUCAGAGGCGCUGCAUUACUACAAACUCGCCAUCGGGAGUCGCCCCACUCUGGCAUCGGCCUACUUGAACACGGGGAUAAUCCUGAUGAACCGGGGAAACCUGGACGAGGCCAAACACACCUUCCUCACGUGUGCAGACAUCCCGGAUGAAAACCUGAAGGACCCGCACGCCCACAAGAGCUCCGUCACCAGCUGCCUGUACAACCUGGGGAAGCUGCUGCACGAGCAGGGCCAGCACCAGGACGCUCUGUCUGUUUAUAAAGAAGCGGUGCAGAAGAUGCCCCGACAGUUUGCCCCUCACAGCCUCUUCAACAUGAUGGGUGAGGCCUACAUGAGGCUGAACCGGCCGGAGGAGGCCGGGCACUGGUACAGGGAGUCGCUCCGGUCCAAACCCGACCACAUCCCGGCCCACCUGACCUACGGCAAACUCCUGUCCAUCACCGGGCAGAAGACAGAAGCAGAGAAAUUCUACCUGAGGGCGGUGCAACUGGACCCGACGAAAGGAAACUGCUACAUGCACUACGGUCAGUUCCUGCUGGAGCAGUCUCGCCUCGCGGAGGCGGCGGAGAUGGCGGAGCGAGCCGCGGAGCUGGACCGCUCCGAGUUCGACGUGGUCUUCAGCGCUGCUCACAUGCUCAGACAGGCCAACCUGAACGAGGCGGCCGAGAGACAGUACGAGCGAGCAGCCGGACUCAGACCGGAUAACCCGGCGGCUCUGAUGAACCUCGGCGCCAUCCUGCACCUGAACGGGAAGCUGCCGGAGGCCGAGGCCAAGUAUCUCCGGGCGCUCCGGCUCAAACCCGACGACGCCAUCACCCAGUCCAACCUGCGCAAGCUGUGGAACAUCAUGGAGCGGCAGGGACUCCGGACGGAGCACGACCUUUGACCCCGGAGAGGCUGCUCUGUUUCCUAACGACCUCGGAGGAGGGAGCGGGGGGGCCGGGACCUCCGGUUAGUCCGGUUUCUGCCGGAUCCCCCUCCGGUGCAAUACGAUGGCUCGGACUACUAGAACUAACGUCUCCGAGACUCAGAGUUAAUGAUCGAGGCCGGAAAGACGGAUUAAAACGAGCA
Molecule: messenger RNA, 2888 nt
Organism: Cololabis saira (Pacific saury)
Lineage: Eukaryota; Metazoa; Chordata; Actinopteri; Beloniformes; Belonidae
Gene: tmtc2a
Product: transmembrane O-mannosyltransferase targeting cadherins 2a
Exons: 12
Coding region: 157-2703 (848 amino acids)
Biological process (GO): protein O-linked glycosylation via mannose
Cellular component (GO): endoplasmic reticulum membrane
Molecular function (GO): protein binding; mannosyltransferase activity
Source: RefSeq, a predicted model, not a curated record